GACUGGUUUCUCAGGGCGAACGGUAGCGGAUACCCGUCUGUCGCACUCCCCGACCGCUUUCGCACCGGUGCAUUUCUUUUGCACCAGCGGUCGCAGAAACGUCGUUGCUCGUAGCACGGUGCAGAGAGACGCUCCGCGGUGCCGCAGUAUUCGCAAUACGUUGCCAGGAUAUCAUUUAUCUGAGCCUAUAUAUAGAAGAGCGGAUUGUCGAGUGUCGCGCGCUAUUGGUCUCCGGCAUGCCCGUGGCUCUGUACAACCAGUACGGCAGCCCGCCCUGCGCAUUCGUGCGCAUGGUGGCCAGACACCUCGGAGUUGACCUGGAGCUACGGAACCUGGAUAUGUUCAAAGGGGACCACGUGACACCGGAGUAUAUAAAGCUGAACCCUUACCACAAGGCGCCGACCAUAGACGACAGUGGAUUCAUCCUGUAUGAAAGCUCUGCGAUCGCUUACUACCUGAUCAACAAGUAUGCACCGUCAUCAACUCUGUACCCGUCAUGCCCCAAGCUUCGAGCACAGGUGGACCAAGUGCUGGCAACCGUGACCAGCACCAUACAGCCCCACUACUUCGCUUUCUUCAAGCCAAGGUUUUUCGACCUCAAGCAUCCAACGCCAGAGGAAUUCGCAGCUUUCGAAGAAAACGUCCUGGGUGGCCUGCAGAAUCACGUGGGCAAGGACGGCGGCUACGCCGUAGGCGACUCGCUCACUCUAGCGGACCUCACAUUGUUGGCGCACCUCACCCUGUGCCAGGAGCUGCCCGUGCUUCGGAGGGACCGGUUUCCUAGGCUUCGAGCGUUCUACACAAGCGUGAAGACAACGCUUCCUUACUUCGAUGAAAUUAAUAACCAAGGUAUAGACCUGCUGAACGAGCGUCUUGAAGGAUUAAAAUGAAAUGCAACACAUAUGGGGACCAGUUCCUUAGCAUACAGUUCAGCUUGCAAUGAACUCAUUGACAUGAAUGUUUCAUGAUGAAUUGUGAAUGAAACGAGAGGUUAAAGAGAAACUAAGUUUUUAUUACUAAGAUGUACGACAUUUUGGCUGUGCGUGCAUUGUCAUCUUGCUUGCGCAUGCAAAUGCCCCAUGGCAACGCCUGUCGCCCUGCCCUUGUGAUCAAAUACUUGAUUAAACUUCAUAGUUACGCGUCUUCUCGCUUUUCAUCAGCGAAGUCGUCUGCGCAUAUUACUUCUAGGAAGGUAACGUCAGUUGGCCUGUGGUGGCCGAUAAAUAGGGGCACGGAACAUAUAUCUGUGUGCUUUAGUCCAGAAUUGUAGAGCACGGUCACGUCUGGCAGGACUUUAAGUUGCGUGCCUACUUUUUGCUUACUUCCUUAUUCUGCCCAUUUAACAGGUAAGCACACAUUGUGGGUCAACAAACGCUUAGUGGCACCUUUAUCACGCCUAUAAAAACAUAUCUUGAUGUUGAUGGCCUAUAUUGAAUUUCCAUGGCCUAAAGUGCCUUUUCACGCUUUUUUUCCUAGUCUCCAUUUUUAUAUAAUGUUAUAAUCAGGUGGAGUAAUUUGUAACAACAGCCAAUUAAUACCAAAAACAUUUUGCCUGGGUAAAUGCUGUUAUUAACAGCUUUGAAGCAGACUAGAGCCUCACGGUGAGGGGGGUGGGCUCGAACUGCUCUGCACGAAGAUAAACUUGAAGGUGAUUUAGUAUGCUCGUGUGCUCACUUCACGUUUUAGCCGAUGUCGAGAAACUUGAAUCCUUGGGUGCACCCAAGGAUUUUUUUUUAAGGAGGGGGGUAAUCUUCAGUGGAGACGUGGAUGGGGAAUAACCAAUAGAGGGUGCUCUGGACAGGCGAGAUUUUGGUACAAAGUAAUUUCAAGGUGGAAAGGGGGCAGUUCCCCCCUCUCUUUUGUGCGGCUACGAUCCUGUAUGCAACUCUGAGCCAGAAUGUGAGGCUCAUUUUAGCCGUUCAGAAAAUUUUCACUCCCAUUCUCAAUGGACGUGUUGCUGACAGCGUUACGUCAAAACGUCAAUCUGUCUCGGGCAUAAAUUCCACGUUUUUGCUAUUGAAAGAGGUGUGAAUGGUCCUGGCUGGCGAACAUUCUGCAAUUACAGAGGACAUCAGACCAUCGGACGUUCCAAGUACAAAUAUGUGCCGCUAAGUUCGGUGGAAGCCCAGCGUGAAUUUUAUGCUCUCAAACUAAUACGCAGUGAAAGAAGGCGCAACACAAAAUACGGGAAUUUUAAGGUGGUGGUUCUUUCUGCUUUCACAACUUUUCCGGCGGGGUCUAGUGACACAAGAUUUUCAUAAAUCUU
Messenger RNA from Dermacentor albipictus, 2266 nucleotides. Its product is annotated as glutathione S-transferase 4-like. The record is from RefSeq and is a predicted model, not a curated record. Gene Ontology annotation, biological process: glutathione metabolic process. NCBI's taxonomy places the organism in Eukaryota, Metazoa, Arthropoda, Arachnida, Ixodida, Ixodidae. Gene Ontology annotation, molecular function: glutathione transferase activity.